UAAUCCAAGGGAAAAAACUCACAAACUGAUUACCAUAUAAUCUCGCUGCGAUAGCAGUUUCGUUCUUCCCGUACGGUUCGUGUCGAGUCAUAUAAGUUGAGUGCGUGAAGAUAAGAUAUUUCGUGUAAUGUGUGUAAUUUUAUCCGAGUUGUGAUUUAGAGACUUCCUUUGCAUUUAUGCGACGGGACGCGACGAAUGUCGUAUUGACGAGUGGAUGUUCUUUGACCCCGUUUCGGUGCUGCUAAAGUGAAAUCUUUGUUCGAGCAAGUCGUGUUGUGAGCUUUGUGUGUAGGAAACAAAAUUUUGGCAAAAUGCCGAUCCUGUACAGCGUCAUCACACGAGGGCCCACGGUGCUGGCCAAGUACGCCGAGUGCGUUGGGAACUUUGCCGAAGUGACGGAGCAGAUCAUACCGAAGAUCAAACUGGACGACCACAAGCUGACCUACUCGCAUGGGAACUAUCUGAUUCACUACAUCUGCGAGAAUCGGAUCAUCUACAUGUGCAUUACGGACGAUGGCUUCGAACGAUCACGGGCCUUCCUCUUCCUGACCGAAAUCAAGAAGAAGUUCAUCCAAACCUAUGGCCUGACGGUGGCGACUGCGAUCGCGUUCGCCAUGAACAGCGAGUUCUCCCGGACGUUGGCCCAGGACAUGAAACACUACAGCGAAUCUCGGGAUGUGGACGCCAUCAGCCAGGUGCACGGCCAAAUCGACGAACUGAAGGACAUCAUGGUGAAGAACAUCGAGAACAUCACGAACCGGGGCGAACGGCUGGAACUGCUCGUCAAUCAGACGGAGAAUUUGCGAAAUAAUUCAGUAACAUUCCGGCAGACGUCGCGCAACCUAGCUCGGACCAUGUUCUGGCGAUCGGUUCGAAUGUACUGCCUGAUUGCGGCGAUCCUUCUGUUUGUGAUCUACAUCGUCAUCAGCAUGUCCUGCGGAGGUCUCCUGUGGUCCAGUUGCAUACACAGCGGUAAGAAUGCGGCACCCGUGACGGUGGUACCUCCAACGUCGCCACCGGGCUUGGAUGGCGCUUAGAUGGACGUCGGCACCGAUGCGACGACGACUGUGGGAGGAAUGAAUGCGAUAAGCAUGUGAGUCAGUCCCCCGAAGGACGAAAAUUCUUCUUCAUGCGAUAAAAUUGGAAAAGACUUGAACAUAUUGGUGGGACGGCAGUUACGGCCGGUGGGAGGGUUUUCUAGCAAACUUUAGACCAGAAACGAAAUAUAAAUCAAAAUCCAUUUUUUUUUUUAAGUUCAGCAGUGAGUGCAGAUCUAUACCUUAAUUUUAUCUACUCGGAGUUGGAAGUAUACUGAACGCUCUGCGUUCCCGCUACACAUAGACAGGACUCGAACCAGUUUCCGAUUAUCUAUCCAAGCCUUGUUUCUCGUGAUUACAUUUAAUCUCUAGCUUAAUACCAAUACCUAGUAAUACAAAUCGUUAAACUUUAAAAA
Molecule: messenger RNA, 1453 nt
Organism: Aedes albopictus (Asian tiger mosquito)
Lineage: Eukaryota; Metazoa; Arthropoda; Insecta; Diptera; Culicidae
Gene: Vamp7
Product: vesicle-associated membrane protein 7
Exons: 4
Coding region: 312-1037 (241 amino acids)
Biological process (GO): vesicle fusion; exocytosis
Cellular component (GO): membrane; SNARE complex
Molecular function (GO): SNARE binding; SNAP receptor activity
Source: RefSeq, a predicted model, not a curated record